Molecule: messenger RNA, 1070 nt
Organism: Sapajus apella (tufted capuchin)
Lineage: Eukaryota; Metazoa; Chordata; Mammalia; Primates; Cebidae
Product: HLA class II histocompatibility antigen, DQ beta 1 chain-like
Exons: 6
Coding region: 24-1013 (329 amino acids)
Biological process (GO): positive regulation of T cell activation; immune response; antigen processing and presentation of exogenous peptide antigen via MHC class II
Cellular component (GO): MHC class II protein complex; membrane
Molecular function (GO): MHC class II protein complex binding
Source: RefSeq, a predicted model, not a curated record
GAUUGAGAGCCUUCACUAAAAAAAUGUCUGCCCAGAGACAGAUGAGGUUCUUCAGCUCCAGUGCCGAUUGGUUCCUUUCCAAGGGACCAUCCAGUCCUACCAAGCACGGAAACAUCACAGGUUUUUACUCUUUCUGGCAGGUACGUCAGAUCCAUCAGUUGCAAGCUGUGUUGACUACCACUACUUUUCCCUUCGUCUCAAUUAUGUCUUGGAGGAGGGCCUUGCGGAUCCCUGGAGGACUUCGGGCAGCAACUGUGACCUUGAUGCUGGUGAUGCUGAGCACCCCAGUGGCUGAGGGCAGAGACUCUCCCCAGGAUUUCGUGCACCAGUUUAAGGGUCUCUGCUACUUCACCAACGGGACGGAGCGCGUGCGUCUUGUGACCAAAUACAUCUAUAACCGAGAGGAGUACGCGCGCUUCGACAGCGACGUGGGGGAGUAUCGGGCGGUGACGCCGCUGGGGCGGCCUGACGCCAAGUACUACAACAGCCAGAAGGACAUCCUAGAGGGGACCCGGGCGGAGCUGGACACGGUGUGCAGACACAACUACGAGGUGGCGUACCGCGGGAUCUUGCAGUGGCGAGUGGAGCCUAGAGUGACCAUCUCCCCAUCCAAGACAGAGGCCCUCAAUCAUCACAACCUGCUGGUCUGCUCGGUGACAGAUUUCUAUCCAGGCCAGAUCAAAGUCCGGUGGUUUCGGAAUGACCAGGAGCAGACAGCUGGCAUUGUGUCCACUCCCCUUAUUAGAAAUGGUGACUGGACCUUCCAGAUUCUAGUGAUGCUGGAAAUGACUCCCCAGCGUGGAGACGUCUACAUCUGCCACGUGGAGCACCCCAGCCUCCAGAGCCCCAUCACCGUGGAGUGGCGGGCUCAGUCUGAAUCUGCCCAGAGCAAAAUGCUGAGUGGCAUUGGAGGCUUCGUGCUGGGGCUGAUCUUCCUCGGGCUGGGCCUUAUCAUCCGUCACAGGAGUCAGAAAGGACCUCAAGGGCCUCCCCCAGCAGGGCUCCUGCACUGACUCCUGAGAUGAUUUUACCAGGGAUGGGCUAUCACUCUUCUGUAAUGCCUGCUUGUC